Molecule: messenger RNA, 537 nt
Organism: Drosophila busckii
Lineage: Eukaryota; Metazoa; Arthropoda; Insecta; Diptera; Drosophilidae
Product: migration and invasion enhancer 1
Exons: 2
Coding region: 8-337 (109 amino acids)
Biological process (GO): negative regulation of apoptotic process; positive regulation of filopodium assembly
Source: RefSeq, a predicted model, not a curated record
UAAGCAAAUGACAGCUUACAGAAUUGUUGUUUAUUUGAAAAUUUAUGUAAUGGUUAAUGUGGAUAUUGAGUACUGCGGCAAAUGCAACUUUGCAACGCAAUGCCAGAUGUUGCGGCAGUUUCUGAUAGCUGCGCAUCCAGGACUGGAGGUGACUUGCCGGCAGGGACGUCGUGGAGCCUUUGAGGUGAGCAUUGAUGAAAAGCUGGUGCACUCCAAGCUAGCUGGACUGGCGUUUCCACAACACGACAGCGUACUGGACCAAGUGAAGCGAGCAGAACGCGGUGAAUUAGUACAAACGGUGGAAGCGGCUCCAAUAAAGGACUGCAGCGUAAUGUGAACAAACCAAAUUAAAUGCUAAUAUAAUUGGUUGUGAUAACUUAAUACAAAAUUAGCAAAACUUAGCAUGUAAUUGUUUAAACAUUAGAGGAUUUGCUGCACCUCAAAUUGCUUAUGACUGUUAAGACAAACAAAUGUAAACAAGCGACACACUGUCAUCCAGGCAAUGCUUGAAAUCAAAACAAUGUUUUAAUAAAUGGA